This is a messenger RNA of Saccoglossus kowalevskii, 1449 nucleotides long. RefSeq lists its product as uncharacterized. The record is from RefSeq and is a predicted model, not a curated record. Gene Ontology annotation, molecular function: serine-type endopeptidase activity. Lineage: Eukaryota; Metazoa; Hemichordata; Enteropneusta; Harrimaniidae. Gene Ontology annotation, biological process: proteolysis.
GUUGUACAGAGUCAGUCGACCGUGCAGCUACUUUAAGAAAUAUUCCCUGAUUGAAAAACAGAAAUGAAGACACUUAUGUUAAUUAUCGGUCUAACGGCAGUGUUGGCCCAGGAAGCUCCUUUGUAUAAUUUACAUCUAGAGAAUAAAAUCGAAAAUGAAUAUUUCUUAGUUUUUCAUCCCAACACCACAACUGACGAAGUCUUGAAGCAUGUACGAACUAUGCAACCAAUGCUGGAAGAUCAAAUGGAUAUUGAAAACCCUGGAAUAGAUAGAGAAUAUGUCAUUGGUGAUUUCAAAGCAUAUGCCUUCAGGGGAAACAUGGCCGCUGUGAAUUUUUUGCGAAAAUUUCCUGAAGUGAAACAUAUCGAGGCGAAUCACGUUGUCAAGGCGACAAAGACUUGUAAUGAACAAUUAUUUGCAGAGUGGGGCUUAGUACGAACUACAGAACGAACUUUGAAUUUGAGUGGAGUGUACCGCUAUGCAGAUGGGACCGGGGAAGGUGUCGAUGCUUAUGUAUUGGAUACGGGUAUACUAUUAAGUCAUAAAGAUUUUAGUGGAAGAGCUGUUUGGGGCACAGAUACUGUUGAAAAUCCAUCUCCUAAAACUGACCUCAAUGGCCAUGGAACCCAUGUUGCAGGUACUAUCAUGGGAGACAGGUUUGGAUUGGCUAAGAAAGCUACAGCAGUUGCAGUGCGUGUACUAGAUGCCGAUGGUUCCGGAACUCUUAAGAUGGUGAUGGAUGGAAUUAAUUGGGUUGCUAACAACCAUAACGAGAAGAUGAAGAAGAACAAAAACAGCAAAGGAUCUGUUGCAAACAUGUCUCUAGGUGGCGCGUAUUCGAAAACUGAAAACGAAGCUGUGGCGGCUGCAGUUAAGUCAGGUAUAUCAUUUGUGGUUGCCGCAGGCAAUGAAAAAGCUGAUGCAUGCGACACUUCGCCAGCAAGCGAACCUACUGCUAUAACAGUUGGUGCCACUAACAGCGCUGACUACCAAUGGGAAGGUACAAACUACGGCAAGUGUGUUGAUAUUUUAGCUCCCGGAGAGGGCAUCACUUCAGACUGGAUCUAUUCCGAUUACUCGAUCACCACCAUAACAGGAACGUCUAUGGCUUCCCCUCACGUGGCCGGUGUCGUUGCUAAAUACCUGAGUAGCUUGAGUAGCACGCCAUCACCGUCGGCUGUUGCUUCGUGGCUCGAUUCUGCUUCCACAAAGGACAAGAUUGCUCUUGCCCCGUGGGCUCGACUUGCUGGAACACCCAAUAAAUUGGUGUACCUGAGUGAAUGUUAAGCCAAAUACUGCUUGUUAUUUGUUAUUAUGAUAUUGCUUUUUUAGCUUAUUUUACAAGAGUUUAAGUAACGCUGCUGAUAAUGAGAUAUGCUAUGAGAAAAUGUCUUUUUUAUAUGGAUCAUUGUGGUUUUGAGAAUAAAGCAUGUUUUUCCGUAAUUUUAA